GCAACUAACGGGAUAAACAUAGAGCCUUCUGCCUAGUAGCUAGCUAGCCAGCAUUUGUUUGCCCUAUUUCCGGCCGGCAGGGGGAAAAGGACUGCUACGAACGUAGCCGGCGCCGGUAACACGUACAGUUGACGAAGAUGGCUACGACGACGUUUAGGUGGUCUCCGGUUAUGAUCCUGCCGUUGGUUCUCCUGGCGGCGACUUCUCUCCUGCCUUCACCCGUUGAGUGCAUGGUUCGCCACUACAAGUUCAAUGUGGUGCUGGCCAACACGAGCAGACUCUGCUCAACCAAGCCCAUCGUCACGGUGAAUGGCCAAUUCCCUGGGCCUACCCUCGUUGCUCGUGAAGACGACACCGUUCUCGUUAAGGUUGUCAACCACGUCCAAUACAACAUGAGCAUCCAUUGGCAUGGGAUCAGACAGCUGCGAACCGGUUGGGCCGACGGGCCGGCGUACAUAACCCAAUGCCCGCUCCAGCCGGGCCAGACGUACCUGUACAAUUUCACCCUAACCGGUCAGCGGGGAACUCUUCUCUGGCACGCUCACAUUCUCUGGCUUAGGGCCACCGUCCACGGAGCAAUUGUCAUCUUGCCAAAACGCGGCGUUCCUUACCCGUACCCCAAACCGCACAAGGAGCAUACCUUGGUGUUAGCCGAAUGGUGGAAAUCCGACGUCGAAGAUGUGAUCAAGGAAGCUCUCAACUCCGGUGGCGCACCCAACAUCUCCGACGCCCAUACCAUCAACGGCCUCACCGGACCCGUCGCCGGCUGUCCUUCCCAAAAAGGAUUCACCCUCCCCGUCCGGCCCAACAUGACGUACAUGCUCCGGGUCAUCAACGCCGGGCUCAACGAGGAGCUCUUCUUCAAAAUCGCCGGCCACAAGCUCACCGUCGUCGAAGUCGACGCCACCUACGUCAAGCCGUUCAAAGUCGACACCAUUGUUUUGGGCCCAGGCCAGACCACCAACGUCCUCGUCACAACCCAACAGGGCUCCGGCAGGUACAUCGUCUCCGUUUCCCCCUUCAUGGACGCCCCCAUCACCGUUGACAACCGCACUGCCACUGCCAUCCUCCACUACACCGGCACUCAGAUGGCCUCUCCGGUCUCCCUCACCGCCCCACCGCCCAUCAACUCCACCCUCGUCGCCACAAAGUUCACCAACUCCCUCCUCGCCCUCAACUCCAAAGAGUACCCGGCCAACGUCCCCACCACCGUCGACCACUCGCUCUUCUUCACCAUCUCGCUCGGCCUCAACACGUGCCCCACGUGCACCGGUGGGGCCCGCGUCGUGGCUGAUUUCAACAACAUCACGUUCGACAUGCCCACUGUGGGCCUGCUCCAGGCCCAUUACUUCGGCAUCGAAGGGGUGUUCACCGACGACUUUCCCGCAAACCCGGCACAACCGUAUGACUACACGAAUACUACGGCCCAGCCCGCGAACUUGGCGACGCAGAACGGGACGCGGGUGUACAGGCUGGCGUACAACGACGCCGUGCAGCUGGUUUUGCAGGAUACGGGGAUGAUUACACCCGAGAACCACCCGAUUCAUCUCCACGGGUUUAAUUUCUUCGAGGUGGGUCGGGGCGUGGGGAAUUUCGACCCGGAGAAGGAUCCGAGGAGGUUCAACCUUGUCGACCCGGUUGAGAGGAAUACGGUUGGGGUUCCAGCCGGUGGUUGGACCGCCAUCAGGUUCAGAGCUGAUAAUCCAGGGGUUUGGUUUAUGCAUUGCCAUCUGGAGGUGCAUACGACAUGGGGGCUGAAGAUGGCGUGGGUGGUGGAUAACGGGAAAGGACCCAACGAAUCAAUUUUGCCACCUCCAUCUGAUCUACCCAAGUGCUGAUCAUGCCAUAUAUAUAAUUCUUUUCUGGAUGAAACUUGAUCAUAGGGAAGUAAUCAUUGAAUUUAUUAAUCUGAUAGUAAGAAGAAAGGGAAAAGGAGAAGAGAAUGUUACGUAACGUGAUGAUGAAAUUUUAUUAGAUGAAUGUUUCUAAUGGGGGAGAUUAUUUGUUUAAUUUUGGUUUUGGUGGUAGUUAGUAAGACAAGAAAAUGAGGAGGGUUAUAUUAUAUAUAUGUGGAGCAAUCCGGGGAUGGAGUUUGGCGAUUGCGUGGGAGUCUGAAUAAUGAAGAAAGAAAGACAGCAUAUUUGGUUGGGGUUUGGUUUCGCACUAUAAUUUUGAAGGCUUCUUCUUUUGAACUUCUAUUUUUUAUUUGUAUGUAUACAUGAACGUGUAUAAUAUGGAAUUACUGUCACGCUUUCAAAGCUUGUGUUCUUGUCAAUGGUGAAUUCUCGAGCAAUAGAGGGUUGAAACAUGG
Molecule: messenger RNA, 2311 nt
Organism: Linum trigynum
Lineage: Eukaryota; Viridiplantae; Streptophyta; Magnoliopsida; Malpighiales; Linaceae
Source: the annotation of a GenBank genome assembly